UUUAUUGAUUUUUUUAUACUAUAUUAAUUUUAACAUCAAGCUUGGCGAAAUUAAUACCGCUGGCGUUGUUUUUUUAUUAUUGUUAUGAAUUUUAUAGAUCACCGGUUGAUUCUUAUUACACACUCCCGUUUUUUAGAGGUGCAUGGAAAAAUAACAAAUCAUUGAAUUGUCUAAUCGUAUGGUGCUUUGUUAAGACAACCCUUUUUUAAUGAGAAAAUAUUAUACUCACUUUGAUAAAUUUAAAAACCAUUCUUCCGUACUUAAAACUAGUGGUCCGCACGGCUAGAAAAAGAUUGCCCUUCCCAAUACAUUCCUUCCUUAUUUCGAAUUAAUUUCACGUGUAUCAGUGUUUUAUCAAUUAGUCUCAACAACGUAAAAUCUAUUAAUUUUGAAGCAAUAAAAAUAUGACCACCCAAAAUUCUUCCUCAGAAGAUAAUGAAUUAGAAGACGACUGCUACGCAUUCGUAAUGGACGAACAUAUCUUGCGACGCGAGCUGCGUCAGGUAGAAGCUGCUUUCUUGCAGAACUGCCGGACACAAGCGCUGGGCAUAUAUGGAUCGAACUAUCAGCGAAGCAUUCGCAACAAAGAUGUAGAGUCAGACCAAGAGAAGCAAUCUCACAAGCAAAAGCUUUUGAGAUCUCCGUCUUCAUUUCGCUCGCCACCGCGGUCUCAGUCGCCCUUGUCGUCGGGGCCCAAAUCGCCCUCGCAAAUACGUUCGGCUUCGCCCGGAUUUGGUAGUUCGCCGGAGGACUCCAGCGACUUCAGCGAGGAAGACACGGACCGUUCAAACUCACCAAUAAUACGCGACGAGAAAAUGUCUAGCGACGAAAACGAGCAAGAAACUCACGAUUCUGAGAAACCUGUAUUUCGAUCGCUCUAAACUGACCUCCGAGAAUGCUGCACGACACAAUGACGAACACGCUAACGCACGAAGAUUAACUUGAUCGGCUCUUGUUUACGGUUUCUAUAUGUUUAGAGGAGUCUUCGAUUAUAUCCAACGAAGAUCCUCCCGUACUCGUAGUAUAAUAAUAUGUGUGGCGAGGAACCAGUCCUUAAUAUCUAAUAAAUUCAAUAUUAAGUGUUACAUAUUAUAAUUCAUAAUGACAAGUGGCAUGUCAUGGCGCGUCAUCCGAAGGGAGAAUAAAACGGUGUAAUCAGUAUUCGAUAAAACUUUUGGAUUGUCAAGAUCUGGGAGAUGGAAACCGAGCGUUUGGUGCGAAGUGGUGGUGGACGGCUCUACUGAGAUCCUGGGUUCACUGAAUGCAGCGGAUUAAUGUGGAAGAGUGAUGAUGUUGAACGUUGCCUAGUGACAUGUUUUGACGCGUCGUUAUGGGGACAAGAGAACUAAACUUUAGGUUAAGUGUUUAUAGUGCCAUGUGACACUGAUACAGUAGUGAAAAUUUAAAAUAGUGAUUAAGGUUUAUUAAUCACGUAUAAUAUUAUAUUCUUAUCUUCUACAUUAAAAAUAUAUGAACUAUAUACACAUUUCUUAAUGGAAGGGGGUUUUGAGUGAGAAGUGUGUUUCUUCAGUAAUGUCUCAACCCCAGUAGGCUUAAGUGGACUUGUAACAACACUAAUUAGAAGUGUUUCUUAUAUAAAAAUCAAUGUUGUUAAUUUUACAUAAAAUAUUUUAAGCCUGUUUUGGAGUCAUGCUUACGGAAAUUAUAUUUUAAUUAAGUUCAUUUGGCGAAAUCAGAUCUGUUACCGGUUGAAAACCUUUAUAAGGCAUUGACAGUGUAGUUGCAUUUCGAACCUUAUCCUGUUAAAUUGAGGUCGAAAAACAAUGAACAUGUUAAAACUUGCUACGUCUUAUAAAGAGUUAAAGUUGAAAUUGAUAUUAUAUUAUUGCUCUUAUCAGAAUCGCGUCUCCGCUCCUGAAUUCUUUGCGAGUGAGGAUGACAGAUUGAAAAAAGCUAUCAAAAUUGCAACCUUUCAUUAGCGACAGGUAACUCCGGUCUAAACUUUGGCAUAUUCUCCAAAACCUAGCCACGCGCAGCUGUCAUCGUCAACCGCAAGGGUGCAAAUCUAUUCGUUCGUAAGAAUAUUUGUAAUGCCAUUGUAACUUUACAACAGUAACAUAAUAAUGUGCACUUGAUGAACUAUUUUCGUUAAAAUCGUUAACCCAGAAGCAAGAAUGAACAAUCGCAACACACGAGUCGGUCGUACAACUCGGCAGAUGGACGCGCUCAUGUAAGAAUCGCCAAUCACCUCUCUCGGCACUCGCGGGCGGUCCGUGUGAAGAUGGCUCUUCUGAACAUCAAGACCUGACUAUGGUCACCAGGUGGUAGUACUGUAUAAUUCCUCAGUGCCAGUACGUCUGGGUGGGUACCACCGCUCUGCCUCAUACAGUCAGCGUCAAAUAGUUCGUGGCACCCCGAACAAGCCAAAAAGUUCGCAAAACGGCUUUGUUAACAACGUAUUAAAGUUGUGUUUUGAUGUUACGAACUAUUUGAUGCUCACUGUACCAGUUUCGGUUGCACGCUCUUGUGGACAGGCACCGACCGGCAGGGUAGCCAGGCACGACAGCUAACAUCUGAAUCUGUCUCAGUUGGUCAACAUCUGGAUUGUAACCACUACGAAGUGGUCAUGAAACUAGUAAUAGUUUCAUUUUUUAAUUUUGUUCUUGUAGUUCAGACUUGAUGUCUAAGUAGUUUCAAAAGGGUGAGAGAGAGGUACAGUGCAGCGGUUCAUGAAGUCAGCGUUAUUAUUUUUUCCAUUAAACUUCUCUAUACAGUCUGUUAAUUCUAUAAACUAUUUCCACUAUACCUUUGGCGCAAGUGGUUUCUCCAAAACACAAUGGCAUUGCACGUGUUUUAACGCGAGUAGGCUAUAGUAUAGUUAGUUGCAUAUAAUAUAUCCUUUUGUAAACAGUCUUACAAUGAAAGUUUAUCAUAUUUGAAAUACUUACCAGAGUGAUUUGUAUUUGUAUUUUUCGACUGCUAUUUAAAACAAAGACAGACUUUUGUGAUAACUGAUUUACAACUGUUUUAGCAAAGAAUUUAUGUUUAUUUUGCAUUUUAAAAUUGUAUCAAUCAUAAUGUUUCUUAUAUUGCAUUUAUUGGUAGUAUUAAGCGACAGAGUCAUAUGGACUCCUAGGUAAGAAAUGAUUAAGCCUAUAAUAGGCCAUAUAUUUAGAUUAGUCAUCCCACUGCAGGCUCUAGCCUUGCCAAAAUUGGGGAGUCCGAUAUUUCAAUGCCAGAAGUAGUUUGUGAGCCUGGGCAGCUUAGUUGUAAGAAUUAUGUGACAGGACUUGGACUGAUACCAUGCAAUGUAAUGCAAAGAAAUGUAGUUUGUAUAAUAUACCUGGAAGUGGUGCCAAGAACGAAGUGGGACGUUGUGGAACAGUUUUUUCAAGUGUAGUGUCUAUUUAACGGAUAAACGAUUCUACAGCCGAUUCGAUGGACAUAUUAGUAGUUUUGUAGUUUUAGAAAAAUGUAGUUUUAAGGUUCGCAUCGCAAAGAUGUUUGAAAGCGCGCAUCAGCAAUAAGCAGUGGCAACUAUGCGGGGUAUGAAGUAUUCGCCCGCGGUAUGAAGCUUGCAUCGGAGCGGGGGUAGGGGUCGCGGGCUGUCCCCGCCGACGCGCCGCGGCAAGUUGGUUCCGAGGCAACGCAGUGACAGGAUAGGCCGUUCGUCUACCCCGUUGGAAAUGACAACCUUUUCGAUCAAUCAAUUAGUUAAACGCCCGUUGAACACUUGUUUGAAUUAUUACAUUUUGAACCAAUGUUCAACGUGUGUUUAAACGUUUGGUAAUAAGACCUCCAAUAUUUUAAUGCUGAUACUGUCUAAGGGUGUGCGUGUAAUUGGGUGGCUUCUCGGCGCGGUCGCCUGUUGCUGAAACUAGCACCGUGCAUUGUAGCGCUGCUAGUACAAUUUCGAUAGAGCGGGUGUAUUGACGAUUGAUGAUAUACUACCUACCCGCAUUACGCAGCGCUGCUCUGAAUUUACAUGUAACAACCAAACGGCGCGCGAGCGACCGUAUCAGGAACCCGCUGAAUGCGGCGGGCGCCCUUUAAGUACCUACUUAAACUCAAUCAAUGGUUGUAUUUUUCAAAAUUCUUGUUGUAAUUCUCUUUACCAUCCUGUCGCUGUUAAUAACGGAACCAACGGACUACACGGUCGCGGUGUGAGAGCGGUCGCGACACUGCAGCGGCCCCGCCGAACCAACUCGCUCGUGGAGUGGCCGACAAAAUAAUGUGGCAUUGUUUUAUUAAGGUUAUAUACGUCUCAAUACGUAUUUUGUUAGUCCUAAGGAUCUCUAUUAUGCUCAGUAGUCAUUUCCUUGUAUUGUAAUAGCAAAACCACAUACUUGAAACCAAAAUUGAGAACUAUCAACGUAACAAAUUAUAAUAGUGUUUAUAUUCCGAUAUUAUGCAUGCAUUUAAUCACAUUAUUUGAUAGUUUUAAGGAUUAAAAGAUCCUAAUAAUCCAGUAUAUUAACCUAUUUGUAGUCUUAUACUACUUAUUUAUUCAAAUUAUUGUAUUAAUAGUUAAGGAUAUAUUAUAAUGAGAAAGCUGCCCAGCAGCGCGGCAUAUUGUUGUCUUUGCAGCUGCCCAGGGCUCUGGUAUAAUUAUAUUGUAGGAUUUAGCAGCUGUUUGCAGCUGAGCUGCUUAUCACUAUUCAC
Molecule: messenger RNA, 4623 nt
Organism: Ostrinia furnacalis (Asian corn borer)
Lineage: Eukaryota; Metazoa; Arthropoda; Insecta; Lepidoptera; Crambidae
Exons: 2
Coding region: 405-881 (158 amino acids)
Source: RefSeq, a predicted model, not a curated record